CAUAGGAACUAAAAUCAACCAGAUUGGAACUCAUUCUCAAUUUGUGUUUAAUCUUACCAUUGAGAUGUAAUCAAUUCAGCCACAGUUUAUAAGAGAGAGGAUUACGGGCAGUCUYGCUUAACAAGGCUUUCUGAAGGUCUUCUUCUGCCAUGAUCUUGAAAGUCAAAAAAAUAUGUCUACGCUUUUGGAAAGUGGCCGCACUUUUAUCUGCGUUAGGGACAGUGGUCUUCUUUCUUAAAAACGAAGACAUGUCGUUACGAAAUGAACCUUGUCCCACUUACGGCAGGAAGGAAACUAGGAAGGUAUACGCUGAGAAGAUUUCAAACACUCAAGAUAACAAAUCUCCGAAUUCUACUUUCCUGCCAGUCACAGAGGAUGAGACGAAAAGAAGAGACUGCAGUGUGCCUAUAGACGAUGCUUUUCCGUUAUGUAAAGUCAAAUUCAAGGAAUUCAAACAAACAUGGAAUGAAUAUUGCCACGGGAAAAAGUUUAAAGUGAACAUCAAUGAUCCUUGCUCAAUUCUUGUCUAUCUGAGUGAGGUUGAACCGUGGUGUCCUAGGUUACCAUGGAGACAAAAUGGAAUUAUUCCCUCGGUGGAGCCGCCUAAAAUCUCAGGGCUUCAAACUGACAUCAAGGGGCUCUUGGAGCUACUAGAUGAUAAAGACUUUGAUUGGAUACGAAUGAGAGCCCAGUCCUCUUGGUCCCAGUGGGUUAAUGCUGCUAAAGGACUGGAAAAGAAGGAGAAUCUUGGAGGUCGCAAACGACAACGUAUUGUUGUGUACUUAGCCGCUGUUGGUCAUAAUACCUUCAUUCUCGACGCAGCAUUCAAGGGGGGACCCCUUGGUGAGUUGGUUCAAUGGGCCGACGUUAUCUGUUCUCUGUACAUACUGGGGCACGACCUCAUUGUAUCUACCAGACAUCAACGAUUCAAGAAUGGAGACUUUUUUCAUAGAAUUUUGUCCAAACAUCAAAAUGGCUGCGCAUUAAAGGAAGUAGCAGCAGUGGAUCGUAUCUUUAGCGAUAUCACAGGAUACAGGGUGCUGGGCUGGGAGCUAGGACCAACAUUUCCAUCUUACGGAUGUAAAUUUCUAAUGCUGGACAGCUUUGGAACAGAGGCGGAAUUUAAUUAUGCCUUUUACAAACCACAAUUACGAAGAUCUGCCUGGGGGAACCUGAAUGCUAAGUUGAAGCAGUUUAUGACGAUGUUCCCUCACAGCCCCGAUAAUCUGUUUUUGGGGUUUGCUGUGCCAAUGAAGUCCAGACCUGUACGACUCGACCAACCUGAACCUGAGAAGAAGCCAAAAGCAUUGAUUUAUGGAAAGGACCAUAAUUACUACAGGGGUAAAAGAAAGUAUUUAGACAUACUGAACAAAUAUGUGGAGCUCCACUGCACGAUCCCGUUAGAGGACAAAAAUAUUCGAAGUACGGUUCCUGAAUAUGUUAUAAACCACGGCAUCGUUAACAACACUGAGCUCGUCAGAAUACUUCAAGAAUCGAAGGUUUUCGUCGGCCUUGGUUUUCCGUUUGAAGGUCCUGCACCUCUUGAUGCUGUUGCUAAUGGGUGCUUCUACAUCAACCCAAAGAUUAAUCCACCUCAUAACCGAGAUAACAAUGCGUUUUAUGGUGGUAAACCGACUGCUCGCAAGAUUACUUCACAAAAUCCUUACGCUGAAGAUUUCAUCGGGAAACCAUACGUCUACACGAUUGAUAUGAAUAACGAUACAGAAGUUGAAAAUACGAUUAAAGAAAUAUUAGCAUCUAAGGAAGUUCCUCAUCUUCCCUUUGAAUUUACACACGAAGGGAUGUUGCAGAGAGUGAAUGCAUUUUUGGAAAAUCUUGAUUUUUGUACGUCAGGCCAUCAAUGGCCUCCCAAGUCAGAAAUGAAAGUACUGAUUGGUCAAUUAGGAAAGUCUUGCAGAGACGUCUGUUUUGAAAAAGGUCUGUUAUGUGAGCCUGCAUUUUUUCACUUUCUGAACAACAUUAAAGAGUUAAAAAGAUCAGGAUUCAGUUGUAAGGAAUACAAUAAAGAAGAGUCAAUCUACGCGCCAUCGUUUAACACCACUGACAAGAGCUGCGUCCUUCAAGACAUGCCUUUACUGUACAGCUGUGUUUCUGAAGCUAAAGACACCGCAAGACUAUGUCCUUGUAGAACGUAUCAGAAAGAACAAGUAGCGUUGUACAAAUAGACCGACCUCUUCAGCAAUGUGAUAGUCGUCCAUUUUGAAUUUUGAAUUUGAAUCAGUGGGACGRUGGCGAUUGCUAGAUGAAUCACACGCAACGUGCAUGCUUCCAAUAAUAAUAAUGGAUAUAUCUUCAUAAUCAAUGGAACGAUUUCGGCGAUGAUGCAAGCGUCACAUGUUUUGACCCAGAAUUCAUUGCGGGCUUUAAAUUCGUGCAUCUGUCUGAGUUGAGCUUCGUUAGAAAGCCGUCGAUCAACGUCAAUCAAUCAAUUCAAGAAUUUUUACUCAAAUUGCCCUAUUUCAUAAUGACGUCACAGCUUGUUUACAUGGGGGACAGAAUCACCGAGAACAAUUUCGACAAAAUCUUCUUUCUCUUCGAAAGUUUGGCUUCAAAUUGUCCAGUUUCCAUAUAUGUUAUGUGUCAAGGUUUGUCCUUCGAUAUUAAUAGCAUUUUGUUAUUACCCCUCCCUUCUCUGUUUUGUAAAUGCAAUUUAUUGUGUUUUUUCUUUGUGUUUUUGUCAUUCUGUCCUCCUCUGGCGACCAUGACCCUUAGCGUUAAAACAAUAGACUGUUUUGAUGUGACAUCAUUAUAAAUUGGGCAAUUAGAUUACCUUGAACAUCUCAAUAUUAUUCAUAUACUUAUAACUAGCCAGACAGGAGGAAAAACCUUUAAAGAAAGAUUGAGUGAGUGAGCAUUUUUAGUAGCUAUUCGCUUCAUAGCUAUAAUCACUGGACAUAUUUCAUGGGACAAAUACAAAUAACGGUCUAUGUUUUCACAACUUUUACCAAACGGAAGGGUUUAAAUUGUCUCUUUCCUUUUUAGCCUUUUCAUCUCCGGCCCAGAUUUCCCCGCGAUCAAUGUUGAUUUUUCUUCCGUCCAGUUGGAUCCUCAGCUGUUUUGGAACAACAAUUGUUCGUGGGGGAGGGGGAAAGGAAAGCAUGCUACUAGAACCUCGUCAAAAAUUAAGAUGGGUAAUCAGGCGGUUAUUUGAAAUAAGAACACAAUCGUAGCAAUCCUAACGAUCUCCCCUCCCCUCUCCUCACCCACCAACACUAGACCAAAAGUCUUCUCCUUGUUCCCUUGUAAGACAAUAAGUGGGUGUUUUAUUUAACAUCCUAGAUUGAUGACUGACUUUAUCCCCCCUCUUCCCGCUAUAACCGCGCCAAAAUCCUCUUCGCUUUUCCGUUGAAGCUCUUGAGUGCUUUCUUAAACCGAUUCCUUUUUUUGGAGUACUAAAUGCUAACAUCACCGUCACAGCUUAAUUCUACUCAUACUACUCACUAUAUUAAUGAUCAUCUCAACACGAAAAUAUCCAUAAACCAAUCGCUGUUUUUACGAGUUUAAGAUCUAAAUCUUCAAGUACUUCUCUUUGGUUAAUUUCCAGUUUUUUCCUAGUUAUUCGUAUUAUUCUAUGACAGACAUGGUUCACUCAUCGAAAUGGGCGGCUUUGUCACGUACAAAGUCAAUCUUGUGGCGUUUGACCUUGAGUUUACGUCUUUGUUUCCCGUUUAUAAUCAACGACACAUUAGUUACGUAUAACCAAAAUGAAUAUUCAUGUUAUAACCA
This is a messenger RNA of Actinia tenebrosa (Australian red waratah sea anemone), 3747 nucleotides long. RefSeq names its product alpha-1,6-mannosylglycoprotein 6-beta-N-acetylglucosaminyltransferase A. Gene Ontology annotation, biological process: protein N-linked glycosylation. The record is from RefSeq and is a predicted model, not a curated record. Gene Ontology annotation, molecular function: alpha-1,6-mannosylglycoprotein 6-beta-N-acetylglucosaminyltransferase activity. NCBI's taxonomy places the organism in Eukaryota, Metazoa, Cnidaria, Anthozoa, Actiniaria, Actiniidae. Gene Ontology annotation, cellular component: Golgi apparatus.